AUGGUUUCAGUCCGACCCUACCACCUCUACAUCGAGCGCAAGUGGCAUAAAUUCUUCGCGAUGGGCAACGAACAAUCGGAUCGAAUGAAGUCACGGAGGAGUCUCGACGCGAAUUUCUUACGACAGGUGAACUCAUCUAAUUCGACGCCACGCGUUUCGUCAACGACUCCACGGCUUCUCCAUAAAUUCUCCGAGUCAGCGCUACCGGUUUCAUCACCCUGCUCCGCAAAGCGAUUGAGUUCAGACGGUCAAGACGUGAAGUAUCCCAGGCCGAAGCUCUCGUUGGCGGCGCUACCUGACAUGGGGAAUCAACAAGGCCGGCGACUAAGUCGAGCCUCAAUCCAAGCGGAAAGCGGCGAGACAGGCUCCACUCUGGCUGAUUCGCUGAAGUUUACACAAUACCAAACUCAAUUGCUACAAACAACAUGGGCGAAACUGAAAUCUACAGCCACGUUCACUCAAGUAUUCAAAUUACUGUGCUUCAAGUCCACUCCAAGCCGAGAGAUGUUUCAAAAGAUGUCUAUUGUGGAAGGGUUUCGAACGAAUCAAUGCUGCGAUCUGAAUAUGCAUGCCAGACUCUUGUGCGAUUUGUUCGACUCAAUUUUGACCGAUCUACAACAAGCGUCGAAGACUGUUCAAGCUCGCUGCAUGGAUAUUGGUGGCUCUCAUGUGCACAUGAACGAAAAGUGUUGCGGAUCAUUAUGGGAUCAAUUGGGAGAAUGUUUAGCUGAAGUGAUAACAAAAGUGGAUUGUGUACGAUCGAAAAGAGAAUGUACGAAAGCUUGGAUAAUGCUUAUAAGCUAUGUGGUAGAUGGUAUGAAAUGUGGCUACAUGGACGAAUGGAAGCGAAAAGCGAGCGGUCGUCUUACGAACGGAUAUCAUACGCUGAAAGUCGAUUCUCCUGGAACACGCUGA
Molecule: messenger RNA, 915 nt
Organism: Necator americanus (New World hookworm)
Lineage: Eukaryota; Metazoa; Nematoda; Chromadorea; Rhabditida; Ancylostomatidae
Exons: 9
Coding region: 1-915 (304 amino acids)
Biological process (GO): response to hypoxia; oxygen transport
Molecular function (GO): oxygen binding; oxygen carrier activity; heme binding
Source: RefSeq, a predicted model, not a curated record